Molecule: messenger RNA, 3582 nt
Organism: Brassica napus (rape)
Lineage: Eukaryota; Viridiplantae; Streptophyta; Magnoliopsida; Brassicales; Brassicaceae
Product: LOB domain-containing protein 3
Exons: 2
Coding region: 2632-3126 (164 amino acids)
Source: RefSeq, a predicted model, not a curated record
AAGAUGGAAUCAACAUAAAAUACAGCUGAAUGAGAACUCCGACACCUCGUAUAAGUUUGUCCGCAACUAGAUUAAUUGCUUUUGGUAUACGUUGAAUUCUUACUACGUCGAAACUCUUCCAAGUGUGUAACAAAAGCUGGUCAUUCGUCAGAUAAAGACAUUAUCUUUACUAAUUGAGAAUAGUCUGUUACAAAAAUUACGUCUGAAAAUCAAAGAUCUCAUGCACUUUAUAACUCAUAUCAAAGCUUCAGAUUCUACGUUCCGUAUUUAUGUCAUUUUCUCCUAUAUAUUUAUUAUCUAGGGGAUGAAAAAUAAUAUAUUCUUUGAAACUAGUAUUGUAUAUCUUUACGUAAAAAGUAUAACUCUAUAAACCACUAGAUUCCAAACAACUUUAUUUUCUAUUCAGAAUUUAUUUUUUCUUUUAUAAUAAGUUGGACGUAGUGUACAAUAUCACCAUUUCAUCAAAAGAAUCCUAUUUGGAAAGCAGAGAGAGAAAGCAGAUCUGGUUUUGGGUCCGGCGUACGGCCGGCGCGUGAGCGUUCGUGCCGUCGCCGGAGCCCAUUUUCUUUAGGUUAAAAUCGUUUCCCGACUUCUUUUUCACCUCCUCUUCCUAUUCGUUUUGUCGGAGCUCUGUCCAGUUCCAAACCGGAGUGGUCAACUCGGGGAGUGAACAGAUCCACGCGGUGGCGCGGUGGCUGGAGUAACGAUGCGACUGGGUGAAGGGUGAGGUGGGGUGAUGUCGGUUUGUCAGAUUAGGGUUUCCCGGGAGGUGGAGGCUCCUUCAGAUCCAUCGCCGCCGGUCUAGUUUCCGGGAGGCGGAGGCUUCGUUAGCUCCGCUUUCGCCGGCUUCGGUUUCCGGGGGGUGAAGGCGGUCUUUGCCUUGCGCCGCCGGCUUUUAGUCCCCUAGGUUUGUUAGGGUUUUGUUUUUAUCUUUGGUUUUUGCGGUUUCAGUUUGGUCUAGUUGGAGGAGUUCGCGUCGAAAGCCGUUCGAAGCUCUCCGUUGUUGAAGGUGUGGUUCUGCCGGCGAAGCUUUCUUCCCAGUUCCGGUGACGAAAGGAGGCGGAUGAGAUCUCGGGUUACCGAUUGAUCUAUCCACUAUUGGGAACUCGCGGUUGGAAGUGUUUGCGGCGAUGAGGCUUGGUAGCCAGUGAGUUACGGUUCUUCCGGUGGAUCGUCGGUUUGAUCACCGGGGAUGGCUGGAAACGGGGGCACGCCGUGAGCGAACGGAGGCACCGUUUUUAGUUUUCUCUAGGGUUUCGUUUGGUGGGCCUUGGGCCUUUUUGUUGUAAUUCUGGGCUUGGCCCUUUUAGUAAUAAUAUCAACUCUUGACGGAAAAAAAAAGACGUAGGUAAUAAUAUCAACUCCAAAACAGAAGAUAUCUACAUCUGGCAGCCUCUCCCUUCAGGUACUUACUCAACGCGAUCAGGCUACUAUGCGGCCGCGAUGAGGAAGAGUGAACAAAGACCACCAAUCCAAGGACCCUUUGAUUGGAUAAAAGAUGUCUGGUCUGCACCCUGCUCACCAAAGAUGAGAAUAUUCAUGUGGUCAGCGAUACAGAGAGCGUUACCUUUAGGAGAACAAUUACAACAAAGAGGAAUCCGAGCUGAUGCGUUGUGCCAUAAGUGCAAAGGAGUUGAGUCAGCAAUGCAUACCUUUUUUCGAUGCCCUUUCUCACAAGAGGUAUGGAACCUGAUCCCCCUCAAACAUGUAGUUCACUUAGCUACAGGAAGCAGCUUCAGAGACGCUAUUGUGGCCUUCCGACAAGCAGUCUGCCUUCCACCAACAGGAGUUUCAAACAACAUCCUUCCAUGGAUCUGCUGGGCAAUCUGGACAGCUAGAAACCUUGCAAUCUUUGAGAACAGAACCCUAUCAGCAAUGGAAGUAGCAACCAAAGGAAUCAGGUUAGCUAGAGAAUGGAAUAUGGCACAAGACAAAAAGAAAGCCACAAAGAAUACUCCACCUCGCCUCCAUAGACCUCCUCGUGCUUCGGUAUCGCCAGCAGUGCUAACGAUCGGCAAAUCAGACGCGGCUUUUGAUAAUAGAUCGCAUCGAGCAUGACUCGCAUGGAAUUUCACAGAUUCAGCAGGAACUAUGAUCAUCCAAGGUUCCAGGAUCCAGGACUCCAUCGGAUCUCCGCUAAUAGCUGAAGCCCUGGCCCUUCGAUCUGCAAUCCUCUCAGCGGUGAACAGUGAGGUUACACACCUCAAAAUGUUCUCUGACAACUCAACGCUCGUUCGAGCCAUCACCAACGACACGCAGGCCUCGGAAAUCUUUGGUAUCGUAAAGGAUAUCCAACAGAUGACCUCUGCUUUUGUCGAGAUAUCGUUUUCUCAUCUUCCUCGUUUACAAAACAUUGAUGCCGAUCUUUUGGCAAAACAGAUUCUGCGUUUAUCUCUGUAAUGGACCCGUUAACGGGCUGACUUGGGCCUGAGGCCAGUUUCUUUAAUUUUAAUGAAUGUGUCACAAAAAAAAAGCAAAUCUAAUGGCUUGUUACUUUUAGAUUGGACCUAAAAGAAUAUUCAUGUCGUAGUUUCUAUUUUUCUCUAUAUAAACACAGUCCCAGUUUAUUCUCUGAAGCCUUCCUCUCUUCUUAAUCAAUUGCUUUCAAGUCUCAGAAACUCUUUCUUCUAAAUGAGACAAAAGGGUCACAGACACGGAGGAGCAGUGUCACCUUGUGCCGGAUGUAAGCUUCUUCGGAGAAAAUGUGUGAAAGAUUGCGUCUUUGCUCCAUAUUUUCCGGCUAAAGAGCCUUACAAAUUUGUCAUUGUCCACAAGAUCUUUGGUGCUAGUAAUGUCAAUAAGAUGUUGCAGGUGUUGUCGGGGAACCACCGGAGCGACUCCGUAAAUUUGUUGGUGUACGAGGCCAACGCCAGGGUACAAGAUCCUGUGUACGGAUGUGUAGGAACAAUUUCGUCAUUACACAGACAACUCGAAACUCUCCAAACUCAGCUAGCUUUUGCUCAGGCCGAACUGGUUCAUCUGAAGACGCUCCACCAUGUUGACACUAGAUCGCCGCCGUAUAUGGCAAGUAGCAUUACUUUCCCCACGAUCAAAGACUUCUCCAGUGACGUCAACAUGACUUUUAUGUACGAUAAUGGUGCCGGCGAGUCCCUUUGGUCGUGCUAGCUUUUCCCUGAUCUAUCCAUGCAAUAGUUAAAAAGGGCAAAAAAAUAAUCAGAUUAUAGCCAAUUUAUAGGCUAUACUAAUGAACGUAAUAAGUAUAUAUAUAUUAAAAAAAAACAAAUUAGCUGCAUGGAAGAGCUAGUAACAACUAAAGAAAUAAGAUUAUAAACUUUAUUUAUGUGUUGAACAAAAACAAAAACUUUAUUUAUGUAUGUCUUCUUUUGAGGAUUUUUUUUCUUAACUAAUGUUGGGAAAGUUAAUAGAAAAGAGAGAGGCAUAUUAAUGUAACAUAUAUGAUAUAGACUAGUAGACUAGUAGACUACAUAAGUUAAUGUUUUACAAACUCAUGAUUUAUAACUCUGAAAGAACAAUAUGCUAUGCAAGUCUAUAACUAUGUUAAUCUAUACAAUUUGAAUACUAUUAUGUGAUCAUUUAAAGCAAAUGCCACAAGGACCACGG